This is a messenger RNA of Phytophthora sojae, 1047 nucleotides long. RefSeq lists its product as hypothetical. The transcript is spliced from 2 exons. Gene Ontology annotation, biological process: cilium assembly. Gene Ontology annotation, cellular component: axoneme; ciliary basal body. Bases 1 to 1047 code for a protein of 348 amino acids. Lineage: Eukaryota; Oomycota; Peronosporomycetes; Peronosporales; Peronosporaceae. The record is from RefSeq and is a predicted model, not a curated record.
AUGAACGACGAGGAUGAACUGGACGACUUGGAGGCGAAGCUGGACGACUUGACGCACCAGAACGACGUGCUGCGGCAGGAGAACGAGCUGCUCGAGUCGUAUCUGCAGCGCAACGGGCAGCCAACGACCGGCAGCGACGAUGAGGAGAAGCAGAACGACCGGGACAAGAAGACGGGGCUGGGUUCCAGACAGCGCCGCGUGCGCGCGCAGGUGAUGCUCACGAUCGAGCAGAAGAACGACAUCUGCAGCACGGAGCUCGAGGCGGCGCAGAAGGAGCUGGAGGAGACCAAGCGCUCGUCCGAGCGGCUCAUCGACACGCUGCGCGCCGUGCUGGAGGAGACGGACAUCCGCAUCGCGGAGCUCAAGAAGGACGCGUACGAGUUCAAGCGCGACAUCGUCGUGGGCGCCGAGAACUUCCGCACGGGCAAGACCAUCGCCGAGAAGAUGAUCCGCUACAUGGACGAGAAGUUGCGCCAGAAGGACGCCAUCGUGGAGAAGCUGCGGCUCAAGAACGCGACGCUCAAGAGCCAAGCGCAGAAGAUCGACGCGCAGCUCCGGCACAAGGAGGAAAUGGGCGAUGCGCUGCACUACAUCGACUUCCAUCAGCUGCAAAUCGAGAACAAGCAGUACGUGGCCAAGAUCGAGGAGCGCAACGAAGAGCUGCUGCGACUUAAGCAGACCACGGGGAGCACCGUGCAAGUGCUCAACAACCUGAAGAAGCGGCUGCACGAGCUGCUGGAGGAGAGUGCGUGGCUGCAAGGAGAGAUUCGCACGCGCACCGAGCUGAAUGAGAAGAUCGUGAAGGAGAUCGCGCUGGUGGAGGAGAAGAACCAGAAGGACAUGCGCCGCCUCCAGUCGCUGCAGAUCCAGCAGUCGGCUGAGCCAAGCAAGGACAUGCCGCAGAUUCUGGACUACGUCGGGCAGAAGGCGAAGAUGUACGAGCUGCAACAAGAAGUCAAGAACUACGAGCGCAAGGUGGAGAUCGCAGAGCGAGCUGUCAAGUUAAGCCGCGCCAAGGAGGCCAAGCGUUUGCAGGCGCAAGGGUAG